Molecule: messenger RNA, 9258 nt
Organism: Zalophus californianus (California sea lion)
Lineage: Eukaryota; Metazoa; Chordata; Mammalia; Carnivora; Otariidae
Gene: EXD2
Product: exonuclease 3'-5' domain containing 2
Exons: 8
Coding region: 1038-2708 (556 amino acids)
Biological process (GO): nucleobase-containing compound metabolic process
Cellular component (GO): cytoplasm; nucleus
Molecular function (GO): nucleic acid binding; 3'-5' exonuclease activity
Source: RefSeq, a predicted model, not a curated record
UCUCCCUUAUGGGUACUUACCUAAUGGAACUUAGAACCUUUUUUCCUGUACAGGAGGCAAUAUAAUACAGAGAAUGAGGGCAACAAACUUUGCAAGAAGAUAUACUGAGGUUUGAUUCCCAGCUCCAAUGUUUACUUGUUACUACCUUGAGAAAUUUAUUUAACCUUUCUCCAUUUCAUGUAAAAUGUCACUAAUAACAGUACUGCUUCAGGAGGUUGUUUUGAGGAUUAAAUGAGAUAAAAUACAUAAAACAAUUUCCUAGCACACUGUGUGUACAUAGUGAACAAAUGGCAGCUAUUAUUAUACCUUAUAUUUUUUACGCUCAUUUCUCCUUCUGUUACACUUUUUAUGACAGGGAAGCAAUACAUAGCACACAUUAGCCUCUUCACAUAUAAUAGUUGCUGAUAAAAACUAGUUGAAUGAUUUUAAAUAUAAACAUAAAGUAUUGUGGUUAUUGUCAUAAAAGAUGGCAUAAUUAUUAUAAUGGCAAUAGUAUAAAAUGCACUGCUAAUCAGGAAUACAUUACUUAAACAGUGUCUCUAUUUACCUUUAUCAUUUAACAGUUAAGAUAAUUAGUGCUGUAGAGUAACAUUACUUGAGCUAAUUAGUAAUAACAAUUAGAUGUUCCAUAUUACAUUUGCGAGGGUUCCAGGGCUGCUUCUGUUAAAGCCAAAACUAAAACAAAUAAAAAUACCACCCCAGAAACAAAAACACUCCUUUUCUGAAGAGAUGCUAAGCCUUUCCAAUUUUAACAGAUCCUUUGUUCAGCAGUGGAGAAACUGGGGAAGGAACAGCUGCCCCAGCAGCUUCCGUACAACAUGGCGUCACCCAUUUGUAUACCCCAGCUGGGUUUACGUCCUCCUAGCCGGCCGCAGGACCGGAAGUGGUUUCGGUCCUAGUGGAUCCGGGUAGGUGCACGCAGGUGGCCGAGGAGGGUUCCAAUUCUUCAGCGUGAAGUGCCGCAGGUGUUCGGGUUAGGUCCGGGGUCGCAGAUUGUGGGAUUAGUGAUAUGCUUUCCUAAACAGAAAAAGUUGAAGAUGUCUAGAUACUUAAUGGCUUUGACAGUGACCACCCUCAUCGGUGUGGCCGUGGGGGGGUUUGUCCUGUGGAAAGGCAUCCGGCGGCGGAGGAGUAAAGACAGCCCGGACAGCGGGCAGCGACGGCAGCAUCCACAGCAUCAAACACCGGGCAGGAGGGAGCUGCCCGCUCCAGAAGAGGUCCGGCUGUGCUCCAGGGCCCCCGGAGCCUCAUGGGAGGAGAGGAUCCUCGGCGCAAAGGUGGUGACUGUGUCUCAGGAGGCCGAGUGGGACCACAUUGAGCCCUUGCUUAGGAGUGAGUUAGAAGAUUUUCCAGUACUUGGAAUCGACUGUGAGUGGGUGAAUUCGGAAGGCAAAGCCAGUCCUCUGUCACUCCUUCAAAUGGCCUCCCCAAGUGGCUUCUGUGUCUUAGUUCGCUUGCCCAAGCUGAUCUGUGGAGGAAAAACACUACCAAAAACUUUGUUGGACAUUUUGGCAGAUGGCACUGUUUUAAAAGUUGGAGUAGGAUGUUCAGAAGAUGCCAGCAAGCUUCUGCAGGACUACGGCCUCGUGGUUAAGGGGUGCCUGGACCUCCGGUACCUAGCCAUGAGGCAGAGGAAUUCAACUCUAGAUGAAAACGAUGACCACGUGGGCUGGAGAAAAGCCUUGGAAAAUUGCCAGGAUGUGGUAGACAUCCCAUUCCGAAGCAAAGGACUCAGCCGACUGGAGGAAGAGGUUAAUGGGGAAGCAGCAGAAGCUCAGCAGAAGCCAAGAAAUAAGAAGUCUAAGACAGAUGGAAUGAUGGCAGGCAACCACCAAGGGAGAGAUCCCAGAAAGCAUAAAAGAAAGCCCCUGGGGGUGGGCUAUUCCGCCAGAAAAUCACCCCUCUAUGAUAACUGCUUCCUCCAUGCUCCUGAUGGACAGCCCCUCUGCACUUGUGACCGAAGGAAAGCUCAGUGGUACCUGGACAAAGGCAUUGGAGAGCUGGUGAGUGAGGAGCCUUUUGUGGUCAAGCUACAGUUUGAACCUGCAGGAAGACCCGAAUCUCCAGGAGACUAUUACUUGAUGGUUAAAGAGAACCUGUGUGUAGUCUGUGGCAAGAAAGACUCGUACAUUCGGAAGAACGUGAUUCCGCAUGAGUACCGGAAGCACUUCCCCAUUGAGAUGAAGGACCACAACUCGCACGAUGUGCUUCUGCUCUGCACCUCCUGCCACGCCAUCUCUAACUACUAUGACAACCACCUGAAGCAGCAGCUGGCCAGAGAGUUCCAGGCCCCUAUUGGCUCCGAGGAGGGUCUGCGCCUGCUGGAAGACCCUGAGCGCCGGCAGGUACGCUCUGGGGCCAGGGCCCUGCUCAACGCGGAGAGCCUGCCUGCUCAUCGAAAGGAGGAGCUGCUGCAAGCACUCAGAGAGUUUUAUAACACAGACACAGUCACGGAUGAGAUGCUUCAAGAGGCUGCCAGCCUGGAGACAAGGAUUUCCAACGAAAACUACGUCCCUCACGGGCUGAGGGUGGUGCGGUGCCACAGCCGGGGCGGGCUGCGCUCCCUCAUGCAGCUGGAGAGCCGCUGGCGUCAGCACUUCCUGGACUCCAUGCAGCCCAGGCACCUGCCCCAGCAGUGGUCCGUGGACCACAACCAUCAGAAGCUGCUCCGGAGAUAUGGGGAAGACCUUCCCGUCAAGCUGUCGUGACAGCCGCUCUCCUCCCAGGUGAGGACGGCCAGGAACCUGAGCCAAGGUGGGAAAGUCACCUCUUCCUGUGCCAUUAAUUGUCAGAGCCUAGUGUCACAACUUGGAAUGCUAACCCACGCCGAUCCCAGGAUGCUUCUGGUGGAGCCAGGCUGUUACUUCAAGGGGAGCAUGUGGUUGUGGAUUUUAGUUGGGCAGGGUGAGAAUUCUUUUUGCCUCCCUCUUAUUUUAUUUUCGUGGACAAAAGGGCCUUGGCCAUUAUUUUACUUUCCUUCUUUUGCUUUCCCUGUGCAGACAGGAAAUGAAGGAUUCUCCCCUGAGGUGACUUGUCAAGAUGCUCAGGUUUUUAAUACAUUUCUUCCCUGCCUAGUAUGUUGGUUUUUCUCAAACAGAGGCAGCCAAGUAUUUUAAUCCCAUUGGGUUAGGAUGGGAGAAAACGUUCUUGUGGAGGUUGGAGAGGUGAACGAGGAGUCAGAUUCAUUUUCCCAGUUCACGCUCAUAAUUAUAAAUUCCUUGGCUUCAUGCUCUCCCACAACUCACCUGGUUGAGAUCCAUCCCAUCUAGGUCACUUCAGUUUAUUUCCAUACUUGAGAAUGUCCCCCUUUACACGUCUAGGACCAAAGCAGCGACUUCCUGCCAUAUGCUUCCACCCUAACACUGGAGGAAAUCCUUUUCUGGAAAUAGGCCUUCUAACUGGGUGGGGCUGAGAGAAGUACAAGCACCAUCUCUCAAGAGAACUUCGCAAUCCUCCUGUCCAGAAGUGCAAGGUUUUUAGCUGAAUCCCUUGCUGAGAGGAAGUUCUCUUCUUUCAGAAUCACUGCCAGGUCCCUUCCGGGUUCUGUGUUCCUUCAGAUUUGUAAUACUGACCUGUUUUCAACACUUCAUUGUCUCUUGGAGUCCUUUGGUUAGAUUGCAUUGUGAGGAUUUCUCCACCUGCUCUCACGCCUGGGACUCUGAGAUUAAUUCAUAUAUUUAGAUAUUCAAAACGGUGAUGUUUCAUCUCUUUAUGUGAAGCCACCACUUUGAGCAUGAAAGCAAGUUAUUAGUGAUUAGUAUUUUUCUCAAGUAUGAGGAGAGCUUUUUUACAAGAUGGUUAACAAACUUAAACAAUAAUUUUAUGGCCAGAAUCCAACAGGAGCUGUUUUGAAAUUGUGCCCAAGUUGGUGAUGGUUGCUCUAACACUGAUAAAUAAAACUUCUUCUAACCACAAAGCUCACUGAUUGUAAAUGUAACACUUUUUUCUUCACAGCUUUAUAAAAUCGGUAACUAUUCUUGGGGGAGGAGAUACUCAUCCCUCAGGUCCCUGCCGUGUGGCAGUGGCAUGACCUGCGCGCAGAUAUACCACGCACAGUGUGCGCACGGACGGACCACACACAGCGCAGCUUCAGCCCAUCAACAAAUGGUCCGGAAACGCAUGUGCAUUUUGUUCUUACGCCCCUUCAUUCCCUCUGGUCCUCAAACAGGCAUUUCUGGGCCCUAAACUUAGAGAUCCUUGAAAAUGAAUAGUACCGGCCACCUUAGGGACCGUAUGUUCAGUGGGGUAGGUUAUUGUGGGCAUGUGCCUCAGUGGCUGGACCCCACGCUCUGGAGUCCAGGGGUGAACCUUGGAGACUGAUGGGUGGUCGUUAGAGUAGUCAGGCUUGCCACAAGGUGGCACUCACAGAUUUUGUUUUAUAUUCAUUCUUGAGAAAUAGGGUUUUAUAUGUGGUUCCUGAACAUAACUGGUGACUUAUAUUUCCAAAUCUGUGUAGCUGAUUUUGGGUCAUUUGGAUAGGGUUACAAGAAAAACUUCCUCUGAAACAGGGAGUAGGGUGCUUUCAUUCUCUUUCCCCGUGAUCCUCAUGCUAAGAGGGGAGAAGCACGUACGAGGUUAUGUAGGUGCAGUGGUUGCUGUGGGAAGAAGCAAUGGAUUCCCCAACAGAUCUUCCUGCAAAGCCCAGUAACAGAGCCAGCAGCCACCGUAGAGAAAGAAGCUAGACUGGCACAUGAGAUUUCUCAUCCUUCUCAGAAGUUACUGUGUAGAUUUGACUUUCUCUGAGUCAGCCUUUAGCACCAUUUCCUCAAGACUGACAAUGGUGACCUCAAAUGAGAUAUUUUAGGGCAGGCAUAUUAUAAAAGAGGUAAUUAUUGUGUUUUGCUGAUAGAAAAGCAAUGUAUGUUCAUUAGAAACGAGUCUAAAGAAGGAAUAAAAACCAUCCAUCUUCCCUCUGUUUAGAAAAGAGCUAACUUACUGGUAUGUCCAUGAAUUUCCUUUCACUAUUUAAAAAUGCGUACAAUACAAAUAAAAUUUAGAGUCAUAUAUAAAUACAGGUUGACAUCCUGUUUUUUCCUCCUCACUUAACAUGGUACCACACCACAAGUAAUUCAUUUCCUGUGCCCCUAAUCUUUGAAAGUAGAUUUCUAGUGGCUCUCCCAUAUUUUAGGUGUCCAUUCCCACACUGUUGAAAAUGCUGGUUGUUUCAGAUCCUUUGUUAAUGUCAGUGAUGCUGUGAUGAACUGUCUUUUGUAUAAAUCUUUGACUAUAUCUUUGAUAAUUUACUUAGGGUAGAAUCCUAGAGAUUGGAUGGGGUGGAGGGGGCUCACAUUGCUGGAGUGAGUAUCAGUUGAUAUCACCUUUUAUAUCAAGGGAACGGUUCUCUCUAACCCUUAAGCUCAUGUCCCAGUACAUUUGCUGAGCCUCCAUGUGAGCAGUAGUGAGAGGACGGGGUCAUGGCAAGGGCCUCUCUGAAUGUGCCCCCGUCAUUGUGUUUCUAGGCUUAGAGUCUUCUCUCUGCUUCCCCUUUGUCUCCCAUCCUUUAUUGACUCAUUUCCCCUUGUAGUCAAUGUUUUUUGGAAACACUGUUUAUUUUAAAAUAAAAACGUAAAAUAAAAGUUACAGACAGAUCUUUUUUGUGUGUACGAUACACAAGCAAUCAGUGAUUUGCUAUCCUAAAGUGAACAAGGCACAAUAUUCAGGGAUUUGUUGCUUUUUCAGAGUGCAGCCAUAAGUUACUUAUUCUUAUCCAUGUCACGGAUGGAGAUCAGGUGACAAAAUGUGUUCUGUUGAAAUAAAGCCAUUUUAAUCCCCCAUUUUAGACUCUUAGGAACCCAGCAGGCAGAAAGAGCUUUUGUUCAGCUUCCUUUUCUACCUGUUACUAUGGGGCCCUGACUUUUGACUAUAAUCUAAAUUCUUAGUCUACCUUACCUCUCUGAGUUUUUCAUUCAUUCAUUUAUCCUUUCCUCCUUUUUUUCCUUCAUCAUGUCUCAUCGUCAUGAGAGGUAUCACUUUUUACUUUUAAAGAAAAUUUCUUGGUUUGCUAGUUUACUAAUUAUUACAUAUUUUAAAAGCGUCCUUCUUUCUGAUCUUUUAUCUUUUCUGUUGCUCGGUGGCCAUUUUUGGAGUACCUGAUCCUUCAGGAAUACAGUGGGAAUCCGUUUUUCUUGGGUGAGAUAAGCUGAAAGAGGGUAUAAGAAUGACCUUGUUAUGAUGAACUCUUGAUCUGAAUAAUGUAAAUAUAAUACAUGGUCCCAGAAUACAUUUGCUUUGGAAUUCAGCGAUAUACGUUAGCUAUUCUCCAAGUCACCUCCUCAUGCUGAAGUCUUAUACCUUCUGCCUGUCCCCAGUCCUGGAGCAGUUUCGCAUCAGAUGAUGGCACAGGGCUUACAGGCAGCCAGGUAGCUUACUUGCUCAAAUGACCUGUCCCACCAGCCUGCUAGGAGAUGCAUUAGUCACUCGCUCCCCUUUGCUUGAGGCACCAAGGCCCUUGCUGUAAUGCUGGCAUGUGAUUUGGGAAGGUGGGAAGUACAUUAGACUAUUAUUUCCAUCUAACCAGGUCUGUCUGUGGCCCACUCUUGUUGGAGGUCCCUAGACACUGUGGGUAACUGAACCAAAUGGGUAAUCAUUUGGGGGAUAAUCAGCAACUGACUUCCUUGGCAUAUGAAUAGGGAAUGUCAAAGGACCUAGUUCACGAAUCCUGGGUUCCUCUUCAAAUAUAGUAUACACUGCUUUAAAAGGUCGUUUUCUGCUCUGAAUGGCGGUAAUUUCCUACCUUCCGGACUGAACCCAGAGCAUUCGCCCUCCUUCUAGCUUCCUUAUUUGUUAUCAAUUCUUGCAUUUUCCUUUGCUAAGUGGGUAGUCUGUUGCCUUUCUGCCUGCAUAAGCUCCAGAAGCUGCUGAGUUUGGAGUCAGCAUUAUUACAAGCAUGAUGUGUGGUCCAGAAUAUUCCUGAGUUGGAGAGCCUACUUAUGUUCUACUCCUGUUUCCCAAAGAUCUCCCUUUUCAGGCUUCAACAUGCUGGGGCAGAGUUGGGAUUCUGACUGUUCAGGCCACCAGGGUAUCCAUUAAGUCCUGGAUAAGAACCAAACAUUUUAGCUUAGUAAGCUAACAGCUGAAAAGAAAUGGGAGAUUAAGACAUGGGUAGUUUUAAAAGAGGUAUGUUUAUUUGGCUCAUGCGUUGAUGGGGGGGUAGCCCAUGGACUUUGCUUUCUAUUUUGCUUUUCCCUGUACUCAGUUCUGCCGUGCGUUGGAGGAUCAGAGAAACAGGCUGGUGAUCUAGGUUUUGGUUCUGGCCAUUAGCUGUGUAUCUUUGGACGAAUCACUUAACUUUUCUGGGCUGCUUUCUUUACCACUAAAGUCAGAAGUCGAGAUUAGACGUGCUAUAAGGACCCCCCUCGCUGGAGCAUUCUGCAGUACGUCCCACUGUUUCUUCUGUGGCGCUUUCCCUUGGGAGUUGUGUACCUUCUGGUUCGUUGCACACCCUUAUCCUGCCCCCCGCUCUGGGGACGGAGACUGCACGGAAGCCGGAUGCCACACCAUGCCCUCCUGGCCUCAUUGACGAGAGAGAGAAGCCCGCUUCCUCCGUCUGGUGUUGCACCUGGGGUCAAAAUACACUUCUCACCAGAGAUAUGCUGUGUGUGGCCCUAGGGCACUCACAUUCCUACUUAGUCCACUACUUAAAACAAGAAAGAAAGAAGAAAAAUCUUUAUCUUCAGCCGCAUUGCUAGCGCUGUAAGGUUUAGUAAGAGAUGAGCACAGAAUGGAAAUGGGGCAAGUUUGCCAAGUAUUGUAGAUGGGAAGAUUUUGAGAAAAAAGGAGUGUUUCUCAUUUUAAGGAUAGGAGAAAUUAAGACUAUACUAUAGAGGACUGAACAGAAUUAGGUACUUUACAAGGAAAACAUUAAACCAAUAAGUUAAAAAUAUUCUCUCUUUUUUUAUGUUGUCAUGACUGCCUUUUUGAGGGAUCCAGUGUUAACACGUUGUUAUCCAUCCAUAAGUCCUAAGACACGAUCAACUCACAGGGAGACUGGGAAGUUUCUGGGACCUGCAUCUUGUAUAACCCUGACUGGCCUUGGACUUUGUCCCUUUUACUUUUGUCUAGCCAUCAGGAAGACAGACGUGUGCAAAACGCAGUUUAUAUUUUAUAAGCUGCCAAAAGACAUUGCUCUGUAUAUAUAUCUGUUCCCUAUGACCUGACAGAAAAUACAUUUCCCAGUUCAUCCUUGUGCUUAGUUUCAGUCCCAAAGAGGGUGUUGGUAUAUUGGUAUAUUGGCUUUUCUUUGUUUAGCACAGAUUUAGACCCAAUAUGCUAGACUUGCAGCACUUUUUAUAAUAACCACCCAGAUGUAGACACGAGCUCCCAUUUUCUACCAAAUCAGGGUCAUUUUGUUGCUGUAGUUCCAGAAAAAGUAACCGGAUAGCCAAAAGGGAGACUAAAGUGUAUUUCUCUGCCCUCUGAUAGGUGAACCCUAACUUCAUCUAAAAUUCUGACAUCUUUCGUCAUAUCCCAUAGAGCCAACUCGAGUCCCAGCAAGCUAGCUUAUUAUUUUUUUAAUCAAAGUAUGUAUGUAUGGGCCGUGGAGGUUUGGUAGGCCUGAGAUGUAGCCACAUACAUGCAGCUUCCUCUGAGUUCUUGGAUACAAUGAGCAGGACUAAUGUGGGCUCCAAAAAGGGACAGGGAUGGCUUGGGGUUAGUUUUCCUUUUUUAAAUGUUAUACGAGUGCAGAGCAGUUGGCUGCCGUCCCCCUCUCAGACCAUCAGCAGAGCUUGACCUUGGCCAAGAUUUUGCCUCAUCCUCUUGGCAUCUCCGCACAGAGCUGCGUUCCAGCCGUGGAAUGCUUAACCAAAAACACAUGCUGUAGCGAUGGUUUCCAAAGAGCAAGUUUUUGCAGAAAGUCUACAUUGUGUUGUCUUCUCAAAACAACGGUUUUCUCUGAACUACCGAUCCAGUAAACCCCGGAGUGGUGAUUCUUUGACUCAUUUGUUCACAAGGGCUAGGAUUGUUGUUGUUGUUAAUAAUACUUUAUUGAAGCACAGCCAAAUGAACAUACAAUAAAGUACAAAUCUUAAGAGUACUGCUUGUGAAUUUUGACAAAUUGUAUGCACCCAUGUAGCCAUUCAGGGCUGGGGUUUCUUUCUUUCUUUUUUUUUUUAGCAACCACUCAUCACAGCCCUUUAUUGGCCUGGACUAGCUAUGCUGGACCCUCCCACCCAAUCCCGGGGCUAUGCUCCUUGGGGGCUCCCAGCUCCUGGCCAAGGACAGCCUAGCUCUUGUGGGCCCCUCAGCCUGCCCACAGAU